CAGGAGCGAGCCAGCGAGGGGCGAGCGGAGUCCGAGCGUGCCGCGUUCCGUCGCCUGCGAUGCUGCCCUGGACGGCGCUUGGCCUGGCCCUGAGCCUGGCGCUGGCGCGGAGCGGCGCGGAGCGCGGGUCCCCGGCAUCAGCCCCCCAGGGGGACCUGCUCUUUCUGUUGGACAGCUCAGCCAGUGUAUCCCACUACGAGUUUUCACGAGUUCGGGAGUUUUUGGGGCAGCUGGCAGCCCCGCUGCCCCUGGGCCCUGGGGCCCUGCGCGCCAGCCUGGUGCACGUCAGCAGCCAGCCACACACCGAGUUCCCCUUCGGCCAGCACAGCUCCGGUGCGGCCGUCCAGGAUGCCAUCCGCGCUGCGGCCCAGCUCAUGGGCGACACCAACACUGGCUCCGCGCUGGCAUACGCCAAGGAGCAGCUGUUCGCCGAGGCGGCGGGGGCCCGGCCGGGAGUGCCCAAGGUGCUGGUGUGGGUGACGGACGGCGGCUCCAGCGACCCCAUCGGGCCCCCCAUGCAGGAGCUGAAGGACCUGGGCGUUACCGUCUUCAUCGUCAGCACUGGCCGCGGUAACCGCCUGGAGCUGUCGGCCGCCGCCUCGGCCCCUGCGGAGAAGCACCUGCACUUCGUGGACGUGGACGACCUGCACAUCAUCGCCCAGGAGCUGAGGAGCUCCAUCCUCGACGCUUUGCAGCCACAGCAGCUCCGUGUCUCUGAGGUCACGUCCAGCGGCUUCCGCCUGGCCUGGCCGCCCCUGCUGAGCGCGGACUCCGGCUAUUACGUGUUGGAACUGGUGCCCCGCGCGGAGCCGGGGACCGCGCGCCGCCAGCAGCUGCCCGGGAACGCCACGGGCUGGGCUUGGGCCGACCUGGACGCCGACACGGACUACGACGUGGCGCUGGUGCCCGAGUCCAACGUACACCCCGUGAGGCCGCAGCACCUGCGGGUGCGCACGCUACCGGAAGAGGCCGGGCCGGAGCGCAUCGUCAUCUCGCACGUCCGGCCGCGCAGCCUGCGCGUAAGCUGGGCCCCGGCGCUGGGCCCGGCCGUGGCGCUCGGCUACCACGUGCAGUUCGGCCCGCUGCGCGGCGGGGCGGCGCAGCGCGUGGACGUGCCCGCCGACCGCAACAGCACCGAGCUGCAGGGCCUGGCGCCGGGCACCGCCUACCUGGUGACCGUGACGGCGGCCUUCCGCUCGGGCCGCGAGAGGGCGAUGUCGGCCAAGGCCUGCACGCCCGACAGCGAGCGCAGCCGCGCCCCGCACCCCCCGCCGCCGCCGGGGCCCGGGGGCCGGGGUCCUUGAGCCGGCCGCCC
This is a messenger RNA of Pteronotus mesoamericanus, 1315 nucleotides long. RefSeq names its product von Willebrand factor A domain containing 1 (gene VWA1). The record is from RefSeq and is a predicted model, not a curated record. Lineage: Eukaryota; Metazoa; Chordata; Mammalia; Chiroptera; Mormoopidae. The transcript is spliced from 4 exons. Gene Ontology annotation, molecular function: protein binding. Bases 60 to 1304 code for a protein of 414 amino acids.